Molecule: messenger RNA, 1937 nt
Organism: Hydractinia symbiolongicarpus
Lineage: Eukaryota; Metazoa; Cnidaria; Hydrozoa; Anthoathecata; Hydractiniidae
Exons: 7
Coding region: 148-1662 (504 amino acids)
Source: RefSeq, a predicted model, not a curated record
ACAGCUUUUUACGUUUGUGAAAACGGUGCUUAUGAAGCUGCUAAACUUCAUACUGCUAUUUAUCGAAGAAUAACACCAACCAACCAAUGCUUGUCAUUUUUUGGCGCAGAAUACGAAUGUAUAAUAAAAAACUUCGUUGCGCCAUUCAUGGAACAUAUUGUGGAGUCAGCUUGCAACAGUCCGCAUUGUAGCAUGAAACAAUCGAGAGCCUGCUUCAACACAUUUCCUUCGGCAACGGUGAAAAGUUCAUUUGUCCAUGAUGUCCAAAAGUGGUUUCUUGAAGCAACAACGUCAGUUUGUGGAAAGAAAGUAAAUCAGAACAUAUCUGACGAGUUUUCUUUCGUCGACGAAAACAUAACAACAGGGAUAAAGAACAGAUAUUGUAAUGGAAACAGAAAAUACAAGGCCCGAUUUUUUAAAAAGCUUCCUCAACUAUUAGUUGUUGAUGUUGCAGGCGAUAUUGACCCAAUAGACAUGGCUACCAUUCCCGAACAAUUACACAUUCGGUUUUCCACAAAUCAAGGAAAUAGAUAUGAGUUGGUUGCAAUCACACUAUGGAAGGGAUCGCAUUACACCGCAAAAAUCAGGUUCAAUGGCGUAUGGUUAUUCUAUGAUGGUAUGUUGGAUGUUUUAGGAAAAACUUCACUCAAAGAAUGUUUUCCGGGUUAUACCCCAACAUAUUGCUUGUUCCUUGCGACACAACAACUCGCAGAUAUGAAAGCACCAACAGCACCAACGGACGAGCUUGAAAGUAGCCAAAACGAUAACAUACAGUUACCCGAAACUGCUACUGUAAUGGCCGACGAAUCAGAGGACGGUGCUGAACCAGUUGCGUUUAAAGAUAUGAAUGAUGAAGAAAAAUCUAUCUUCAUAUUAUCAUGUUUUACGCAAAUUGAAAUUGCUAAAGAAUCUGUGUAUGGAAACAGCUCGGUCCAAUUGGAUAAUCUGAGAUCUCCGUCUGAGGUGCCAGAAACUGUGGUGGAUGAGUUGGUUGAUAUAACGCUAGUUAGGGAUUUCUGCUCCAAAAAAGCAUACAGCAAAAUGGCAGCAACGAUACAGGAGAAAAAACAUGCGCCUUUGUGGAAAUGCAGUCAUUGCAGACGAAAAAUUGGAAAAGGAAGAUCAAUUGCAUGCGAUCGCUGUCUUGUCUGGUGUCAUUUUAAAUGCUCCAAAUUGGCUGUAAAACCCUUAGGGGACUGGUUUUGCGAUCUAUGUUUACAUAUUGCAAAAAAAGAUUUCCAGCAGCGUCAACAACAAAGAGAAGCAGAGAAAGAAGUAGAAGACGAAGAAGAAAGGGAGAGGCAAUGGAGGAGAGAGUUUUUGCCAUUAUUAUACAAAAACGGUACCCUGGACUACCUGGUACAACAAUCGAAGCUGCCUGAAGUAAAUCCACUACUUCUGAUUAAACGUUCUGGUAGCAAGUAUCAAGCAUUUUAUAACGAAAUACUGGCGAAAAAACAUCCUCAAUUUUAUCAAAAACUGAUGCGUCAUUCGAACAUUGCAGAGCCAACUGGAGUCAUCACCAAUUACAUUCGGAUGAAGUACCCGUGCGAAUUCGAUGUAGGGAGAUUAUCCUUAAACCGCAUUCAGUUUUUGUUGGUGGAAAUUAUUGAUAGAGUAAAUAAAAAAAGCGAUGUAAAGACCAUAAAUGAUAAUAUAUAGUAGUCUUCAUCUGUUUCUUGGUGUUUUAAGUUGUACGGAGUUGGUAUGGAUAAAAAAAAAUUCAAGUUAAGUAGAAGAAGUGAAGUAGGCUCAACCUCGUACACAGUUUUUUAAGUUGUACGAAGUUGGUAUGGAUCAAAAAAUUCAAGUUUAAGUAGAAGAAGUGAAGUAGGCCCAACCUCGUACACAGUUUUUUAAGUUGUACGAAGUUGGUAUGGAUCAAAAAAUUCAAGUUUAAGUAGAAGAAGUGAAGUAGGCCCAACCUCGUACACAGU